This is a messenger RNA of Eruca vesicaria subsp. sativa (arugula), 624 nucleotides long. Lineage: Eukaryota; Viridiplantae; Streptophyta; Magnoliopsida; Brassicales; Brassicaceae. The record is from the annotation of a GenBank genome assembly.
AUGACUCUUGUUGUAAUGUUAGGCUUUGAUGGGGUGGAGGUUCACGGUGCACAUGGUUACCUCAUUGAUCAGUUUCUAAAAGACAAAGUGAAUGACAGAAGUGACCAUUACGGCGGGUCACUCGAGAACCGCUGCAGAUUCGCUGUGGAAGUGGUCGAAGCAGUGGUGAAGGAGAUUGGUUCAGAUCGUGUAGGGAUCAGACUCUCACCAUUUGCAGAUUACAUGGAGUCCGGAGACUCGAACCCUGAGGGAUUAGGACUCUACAUGGUGCAAGAAAUGAACAAGCAUGGAGUCCUUUACUGUCACAUGGUUGAACCUAGAAUGAAGCUCCUUGAAGAAAUGUUUGAAUGCAAUGAGUCGCUUAGGCCAAUGAGAAAUGCUUUCAAAGGAACGUUCAUAGUAGCUGGAGGCUACUCUAGAGAAGAUGGGAACAAAGUAGUGGAAGAGGGAGGAGCCGACCUGGUGGGUUAUGGACGGACGUUCUUGGCAAAUCCUGAUCUGCCAAGGAGGUUUGAACUCAAUGCACCGUUGAAUACGUAUGACAGAUCAACGUUCUAUACUUCUGAUCCUGUCGUGGGCUACACAGACUACCCUUUUCUUGAGAACACAUACACAUCUGCUUGA